GACAAACAAGUUCGUGAGUGUGUACAAGAUAACGCGACUACAUUUAUUCAAAAUUUAAACAAGCAAACAAUAAUCAACAAUUCAAAUUUUAAAAUUGUUUCAAGGAAAUAAUAAUUUUCAAAAUAAAAAAGCAAAAUAAUUUCCACUUGAAAAAAACUUGGUAUAAAAAAAUCAUUGCAAAUCCAUGGAUAAAAUAGCGAUUGCAGCGUUUGUUGUUGAAGCGCAUCUGCAGGAAAUCGUAAUUGACGUAAGCCGUAAUGCGUGACAGCAAAAGCAGUGGAUGGUUCAUUUUGGUGUGCUUAGUCAUAUUGGUGUGAGUGAGAGCGCGCGCGUGAACGGGAUAGAUAGAUGAGUUGUAUGAGUGUUUUCCUUUUUGAAAAAAACGUACCAUUCAAUCGUCAUUCGUCGACUGGAAACAGUGUGAUACUUCAAACAAUUAUGUGCAACAGAAGAAAUUGGCAAGCAACCAAACAUUGAAUAUUAGCCAGAAAAUUCCAUGAGUAGGUCUAGACAGUGGCAUGUGCGUGUGUAUCAUCCGGAAUUGUUGUUGAAUUAAGAAAGGAAGAAAAAAAAAACAAAUCGUCAUCAAAGGUUUGAGUGAAUCAAUCGGUUGAAGUGGAAAAAAGACAGAGCUCGAUAUUUGCUUGGUGCAUCGUGAAAUUGGCAUUGUAAGAAAGAAAAAAGUCGCAUAAAGAGAGACGAUAGGCGAUAAAGAGCGUUUAGCUUGUGUUCUCUAAGUCUAAAUCGAAAGGAACAAAGAAAAAAAAAAAGCUUACAAAAGUGCACAUCACAGAGCCGGCAUAAGCAACACUAGAGGUGACGAAAAUUUACGCAAAAAACCACACAACAACAACGUCGACACAAAGCGGGCGAUAGAGAGAAAAAAACACGAAGCAGCAAGUCAAAAUGGCACAAAUCGAUGACAGUAUCAUAUGGGCAAUUAAAAACGGUGAUUUGGAUCAGGUGAAAGAGCUCAUCGAACAGAACGGCUUUGAUGUGAACCAAGAGAUAACAACACGAUCUCCCAUUCAUUAUGCCGCUGACUACGGACAAUCGGAUGUGCUUCGGUAUUUGAUAAACAAAGGUGCCGACGUCAAUAUUGUUGAUAAGCAUGGCAUCAGUCCAAUAUUAGCAGCCGUUUGGGAAGGUCAUACGAAUUGUGUUCGGAUUUUGUUGGAAAAUGGAGCGGACAAAUGUGGCAAAGCACCCGAUGGUACAUCACUUGUGGAUGCCGCCGAAAAGCAGGAAAUUCGAGAUUUACUCGCUUAGAAUGUGUGUGUCUAAGCACCUUAGAUCAAUUUUCCUCCACCGGAAUGGGCGGCAUUCAAAACAACAACCCAGCAUUGUCAUUAUCAAUCCAGCAAUAAACAUCUAAACAACAAAACAUUUUAUCGGUCUUCGGUAAAGCAACAUAAAAAAAAGCAGAAAACUAAUUAAGUAGACGAUUGUUUUUCCUUCUGUUCAUUAAUUAACCCUAGCAAAAUUUCGUUCAUUUUAAAGGGAAACAACAGCAAAAAUCACACAUUCAGCGAAAAUAUACAAUUUUAUGGCUAAUUAUAUUCAAAACAACAACAACAACAACCAGAAAAUCAUUUUACUUGAAUAUUUUCAUGUUCACUUCUUAUUCGAUAUACGGCUCAAUAGCCAUUCGAACAGCCAACGACGCGCACAGCCAUGAAAAUAUGGGAAAAAAGAAGAAGAAAAGAAAAAUAUAAAACUAUAACGAUACAGCGACUAAUUAGCGUGUUAAUUGUAUGAGUUCACGUCAUUCAAACUGCAUUCGAACUACUUUCGCUAUCGUUGAGUGUUUGCGUGCGCUAUGGAGAGCUAACGAAAAGAAAAACACAGUUUUUUUUAAACAAGAUAUAUAAUCUUUCCAAGAAAAAAAAAAGCCGUUUAAAGUGAUUGCAUUUUUGUGAGCGAAACCAUGUUGCUGCUUUUUCGGUUGAUUCUAUUUCAACUCGUCAAUUUUUCAACGUCAAAUUCGACGUUCAUCAAUCAAUUUCGUUUUUUUAAUUUUAUGCUUGAGUUUUUCUUUCGUUUUGCUUCAUUUUCACCAUACAAUUUUCUUUUCUUCCCAUUUUUUUCGUUCUUCAAGUAAAAUGAAGCUAAUGAUUUUUAAUGAAAAAACAAAAACCUUCAAGUGAAUGGCAUUGAAAGAAAAAAAAUAUCUCAAUUUAGAUUUGAUUUAACUUGAUAUAUUUAUUAGAAUUUAUUGACAAUUUUGCAAAAAGAAUUUUUUUUUUAAGGAGAUAAUAGUUCAUUUUUCCGUCAAAUUUAUUAUUAUCAUCUAACAAGUCAAGUAGUUUAUUCAUUUAUUUUGUGUGUUUUUUUGCGAAUGAAUUUAACACAUUCCAAAAAUCAAAGUGAAGAGAAUUUUUUUUUAUUUUUCGUCUAGGCAAUAAGGAGAAAUUAUCCAAGAAAAGUAUUUUUAUUGCCACAGGCCAUCUGUGUCGUGCACUCCACGUGUGUCAAUCACACACACACAUACGACUUGAUGCGCUUGUGAGCAAGCUCAAUAUUUACAAAUAGCAAUUCAAUGUUUCGCUUUUAAUCAAUUUAGUUUCGUGAUUAUUAUAGAUGAGAAAAAAAAAGAAAAAAAAAUCAUUUUUUGGAGUCAUUCAAUUCAUGAUAUAUCAUCUUUUUGUGAUGGAAUUAACGCAAACCGUUCAAGAAAAGAAUCGAAAAGAAAAUACAAUAUUGACGACAUUGAUCAGGAAGACAAUUUUUAUGACUGUGGAAUUCCACAUGGAAAACCUAUCGAACGAAUAUUAAUGAACGAAAAUGAAAUGAAAAAAAAAACAUACAAUAUGUGAAUGAAAAGAAAUUAUUCUAAUAAUAAAAAUAGACAACAGUAUUUUUGUUAAAAAUGCUCAAAAGCAAA
This is a messenger RNA of Sitodiplosis mosellana (orange wheat blossom midge), 2884 nucleotides long. RefSeq names its product myotrophin-like. Gene Ontology annotation, cellular component: cytoplasm; nucleus. Lineage: Eukaryota; Metazoa; Arthropoda; Insecta; Diptera; Cecidomyiidae. The record is from RefSeq and is a predicted model, not a curated record. The transcript is spliced from 3 exons. Gene Ontology annotation, molecular function: protein binding. Bases 907 to 1269 code for a protein of 120 amino acids. Gene Ontology annotation, biological process: regulation of barbed-end actin filament capping.